Stylonychia lemnae is the source of this 2244-nucleotide messenger RNA. Lineage: Eukaryota; Ciliophora; Spirotrichea; Sporadotrichida; Oxytrichidae. The record is from the annotation of a GenBank genome assembly.
AUGGAUGGCAUAAAAUUAAAAGCUGAUUGCAGCAGUUAGCUAGUUAGACAUUUUUCUCAGGAUAGCGAGCUUUUUCAAUAUAUUGCUGAUAACUCUUGGGUUCUUGGAGAAGAUAGAAUGAUGAUAGAAGAAAAUGAAUGUUCUAAUUAAGUCAUAGAAGAUAUCCAAGAAUUUUUAAGCAAAAAUAAAGAUUAGGGUUAAUAAUAAAAACAAAUCUCUGGAGUUGACUCAUAAAAAUUAAUAUUAAAUAUGAAUAAUGAACUGAAAUCACAGAGUAUAGAUCAAGAAAUGCUUGAGGGAGCCCUUAAAUCAGAUAUUGAUAGAGACUUAGAGGUUAAAGACAAUAACUAAUAGAUGAUUAUUUAGGAAAUUAAAGUGUCUAAUAUAUCUAAUGACAAUGAUUAUUUUGACUAUAAUUCUUAUCAGAAUAAUUACAAUCUAUAAAGUAUUACCGGUUGUCAACAAAUAAAGGAAAAGAAUGUAUAGAAUAUAAGGUUAGACACUAAGCCCGUUUUACAUUAUGUCGCUCAUAAAGCGGGAAUGGAUUCCAUAGAUUAAGAGAAAAUUAAUUCUGCAAUAAUGGAAGCAUCUGAAGGAUCUUCUUACUUCAAGAAAGAGAUAUAAAGAACAGAAUAAGCUAAGUAAAAAGCUAUUGCUUUUAAGAAAAAGAUUUAAACUUAUGAAAAAAAUCCUAAACUUUUGAAAGAGGCUGUUUCUAACUCACAAAGAUUUAUUAAUGAGAUCGAAAGGGAGAGAUGCCUUAAUAGAACUUGGAUUCAUGUAGAUAUGGAUAUGUUUUUUGCAGCUGUGGAAAUCAGAGAUAGACCAGAGUUAGCAGAAAGACCUGUGGCGAUUGGAAGUUUUAGUAUGGUAUCAACAGCGAAUUAUGUUGCUAGAAAGUUUGGUGUAAGGUCUGCUAUGCCAGGGUUUAUUGCAAAGAAACUGUGUCCUCAACUCACAUUCAUACCAAAUGAUCAGUCAAAAUAUAGAAAAGUUUCAAAGGUAUUUAAGCAGAUCCUAUAGAAUUAUGAUCCAUAGUUCGAAUCAUUAGGGUUAGAUGAAGCCAACUUAGACUUAACAGAUUUCCUUAUUAGCUAAAACAUAGACAAUGAAGAAGGAAGAUAGAAGGUAGUCAAAGAGAUUCGAGAUCAAAUAUAUGUAGAAACUCGUCUAACAUGCAGUGCUGGAAUAUCAUGCAAUAGAAUGCUGGCCAAGAUAUGCUGUGAUAUAAACAAGCCGAACGGUCAAUAUUAUCUAAAGCCUGAUAAAGAGACUAUUAUGAAUUUCGUUAAUAAUCUUCCAGUGAGGAAGAUUCCAGGUAUUGGAAGAAUGACAGAACUGGUUUUAUCUCAGCUAGGAGUCUUCAAGUGUUAAGACAUCCUAGCAAAAGCAUAUGAAAUCCAAAUUUUUUUUAAACCUCGUACUACGAAUUUUCUAUUAAGAGUAGCUCUAGGAAUUUCAAGAAAUUAUCACGAAGAAGAAGAUGAUGAUUGCCAAAAAUCUAUAGGUAUAAGUGAGACAUUUAGGCCAAUAACUUAGCUAUAGCAAUUCAAAGAAAAAAUAUCAUAAAUCUGUGAAUAACUAGCUGAUAAAGUUGACAAAAGAAAACUUGCAGGGUUAAACAUAAGUUUAGAAAUUAAGACCACUGAAUACAACAGUAAACCUGCACGACUUCUAGGUGUUAAGCUAUAUAAUCUGAAAAACCAGCAAGAAGUAAAAAAGGAUAAAAGUUUGAAAUCUUUUUUCAGCCAAAAGUUGUCAAAAGAGGAUCAUCUAAAGCUUAAUGAAUAAAAUUUAAAGAAAAUAGAAAUUUCACCCAAAAAAUUAGAUACCCCUUAACCCUCAAAUAUCACAAGAGAUGGCAGCAAUCAAAUGAAUCAAAUAAUUAAUUUAGAAAAGCAAAGGAAAAGAGUGUAAAAUUAGAAAGUGAAAUAAUUGAGAAACUAAGAAAAAGUUGUCAAAAAUUAGAUAAAAGAAAUGAUUAAAUAAAUGAAGGGAACAUCUCCUGAGUAAAAUGUUAGUAAAGCUUUUGUAAUUAAUGAAGAUUAACUUGGAUUAAUAUUCGAUGAGAAUUCUAAUCUUUAGGAUUUAAAUUAGGUAGUUUCAACCUUAAUUAAAUAGUCAAAAAUUAAUGCCUAGAUUGAUUAAAAUUCUUUGAAAAUCAAGAAAAAAAGAGGGAGAAAACCUAAAAAUUUAAUUACCUCAAAUAAUACCAAGAAGCUUGAUAGCUUUUUUAAGAAAUGA